AUGGUCGCAAUCAAGGCAUUCGGCGCAUGGCUCCUCGCCGGCGCCGCUGGCCUCGCCGGCCUUGCCAGCGGUCUUGCCAGCACAGAUACCAUUACCUGGGGUGGUGAUAACUCCAGGGCUGGUUACCAGACUAACCACAACAUGGACCCCUCCGUCGUCGGCAGCAAUCAGUUUGGCCAAAUCUUCAAAGUUAUGUUGCCGGGCAAAUAUGGCGGUGCCGCCGAGCAAAUCUUUUCUCAGCCUCUCGUUUACACUCCCAACAAUGGCACCACGCAAUACGUCUACUGGGCCACGACUCAAAAUAACCUCUACAAGAUGAACGCCAAAACUGGCGAAAUCGUCGCCAAGCGUAAUCUUCACAUUCCCUUCCUCACCGCCGAUCUCGACGGCUGCGUCGACAUUAAUCCCAACAUUGGUAUCACCGCCACGGGUGUCAUCGACCCCAGCACCGAGACACUGUACUUGACGGCCAAGACGUACCUCGAUCAGACCGUCCUCAACACGGCCCAGGGCCGUCCUGCCGGCCGAUACUAUGUCCACGCCAUUGAUGUCAACGACUUGACCGAGCGUCCCAACUUCCCCGUCAACCUCGAAAAUAUCAAGGCCACCAACAACCCUGAGCGCAUAUUUACCGGCGGCAUUCACCACCAGCGACCCGGCCUACUUCACCUCGGCGACUACAUAUAUGCCGGGUUCGCCUCCCACUGCGUCCAGUACGACUUUAGUGGCUGGAUCAUUGGUUGGCACAAGACCACCGGCAAGAUUGUCGAGAGCUGGGCUACCGAAGGUGCCAAUGUCCCCAUCACUACCAAGGGUGGUGGUGUCUGGAUGUCUGGCGGUGGUCUCGCUUCUGACGAUGCCGGAUCCGUCUUUUUUGCCACCGGUAACGGGUAUGCUUCUCAGCUUGCCACUAUUCCCGUCAAGGGCUUCGAGCCUCCUACCGCCCAAGAAGAGUCCGCCGUUCACAUGACCCUCCAACCCGAUGGUAGCCUCGAAAUUGUUGACUUCUUCAUGCCCUGGGAGAAGCAGGCGCUCGACGGUGCCGAUAAGGAUCUUGGUUGUUCUCCUCUGGAGCUGCUGCCUCCCGAGUUUGCUUGCGGUGACAUUAAGCGUGUUGGUGUCAUCACUGGCAAGAGCGGCAAGACAUACUGGCUCAACAUGGAUAAUCUAGGUGGUUAUCGCAACGGUCCAAACUAUCGCGAUGCUGUCAUUCAAGUGUUCCAGAACGACAACUCUGUAUACGCCGGUGCCGGUGUCUACCCUCUGGAAGGAGGCUAUGUUUACAUCAACGUCAUUCAGCAUCCCUCCAAUGUCUUCAAGUACUCCUGUGUCAAUGGCGUCCUGUCCUUCCCCAAAGUCGCCACCACGGCUGAAACAAAUGCGUACAUUCUCGGCGUCAGCCACGGCACCACCACUUCGCUCAACGGCCAGCCUGGUACCGGUCUUCUGUGGGUUACUGACGUUCAGGGGCUCGGCCUCAGAAUCUACAAUGCCGUGCCCCAGGCUGGCACCAUGACCAUGAUCAACUCUUUCAGCAUCACCGGUGUCAACAAAUUCACUCGCCCCGUUUUCGGAGACGGACUUGUAUAUAUUGGCACCAACCAGGGCUACGUUUACGCCUAUGGCUCGCCUGUCAACGCACCUCUCAAUUGUACCUCACCCGUUGACUUUGGCAAAGCCGACCUCAAGUCCAACAGCACUAGCAAAGACAUUACCUGCACUGCCAACAUUGACGUGUCCGUUACUGGUAUUGAACUCAGCGAUACGACCGACUUUGCUCUUGCUACUCCCCCGUCCGUUCCAUUCAAUGUUGCCAAGGGUAGCAACUUUAAAGUUUCUGCCACCUUUUCCCCCAGCAAGGUCGGCCUUGUGUCUGCCGACAUUGUCGUCAACACAACCAACUCGGUCGGUGGUUACAGCAUCAACAGCCAUGCCCGCCUUACUGGUACGGGCGAAAGCACCUCUGCCCUUCUUGAUGUCGCCCCCAACACCGUCACUUUUGAUGCCGUCGUCGUUGGCGACGACCCCAACGGUGUCACACAGCAGUUCCUCGUCAACAACCUAGGCAAUGCCCAGCUCACCAUCAAGCAGGUCCUCUAUUCAGCCAACAAUGCUAGCGGACCUACAUUCACUUGGGAUGGCAACGGUGACUUGGUUGUCGGACAGUUCACUGUCAAGGGAAUUCCAACUACCCUCAACGGCCACCAGUCCUCCUCCGUCACAGUCGUCUUUGAUUCAUCCAAGGCCGGCACCUACUCUGGUUUCCUCAAGUUUGUCUCCGACGGUGGCACCAAGUCGCUAUCUCUCGCUGCUUCGGCUGGUCCUGCUGCCAAAGCGGUACUCGAAUUCCAGACCCCCGACGGACAGGGCUGGGUAAAGUAUGUUGACGGCAAGCCUUUUGACUUUGGCAAUGUUACCGAGAAUCGGUCUCGCGCUCUCAGGUUCCGCAUCACUAAUGGAGCUCCAUCUGGUGGCGUCAAGCUCUCACUCACCGUCUCCAAGCCUCCUUUCGGAGUUGAUGGCCUCAUCAAGGCCGCUAACCAGGUAGAUCUUGCUGAAGGAACCUCGUUGGCUCCCGGCGAAAGCGGUUCUGCUGUCCUUACUUGCAGCGCUCCCAAGACCCAGUGGAAUGUUGCGCCCACAAACGGUACUGCUGGCUGGACUCUCAACACCAACGACCCCGUGCUGGGUAAGCAAUUCAUUCAAUUCUUCUGCAGGGCGGUUUCCGAGCAGGCGCCACCUUUACUGGACAAUGGCCUCGGCCAGUACCGCUACAAGGGAUGUUUCCUCGAGAACAACCCUGGCCGUCAGCUCCAGACUCAGCUCUACGGCGACGACAACAAUACCAAUGCCAUGUGUAUCGCUGCUUGCGCCGACAAAAAGUACACCUACUGCGGUACCCAAUACCAUCGUGAAUGCUGGGCCGGCAACUAUAUCCCUGUCAAGCAGGUGGAUGACCGCAAUUGCAACUUUGACUGCGCCGGUGACUUGAACCAGAUUUGCGGUGGUAAUGGUGAUGGUGGCGCUAGCUACAUCUCUCUCUUUGUUGACUCGAAAGGCAAGGACACUGGACCCCCAGUCGGCCCUAGCGUGAACCCCGGUGUCGACGGCUACAACAGCAUCGGAUGUUACACUGAGGGUACGGCCGGUCGUGCCCUCCCUAAUGGAGCUGCGACCGACAAAAGAACUGUCAAGAGCUGCGUGGAUGCUUGCAAGGCUGGCAGCUACAUCUACGCCGGUCUUGAGUAUGGAGGCGAAUGCUGGUGUGGCAACGCUUUGGGCGCCGGUGCCGUUGUGGCGCCUCUUUCCGACUGCAACAUGUUAUGCAAUGACAACGGUACCGAAUACUGCGGUGCUGGUUCGCGUCUCAAUGUGUACCAGCUCGGCGGUGGCAACUCUUCUGUCAGUUCUGCUGGUUCCAAGCCUGGCACCUCGUUUACUGCCGCGUCCAGCGCCGACGGCAACGGUACCGCGACCGCCCUUACGACCGCCACGGCUACCACAGACACGACCGAUGCUACAACUACAACUACGGCGACGGCGACGGCUACGACGACAGCUACCACUGCCUCGAGCAGCACUCCCACUCCUACUGGUCCCGCCAGAAAGUCUGUCGUGAGCCAGACUUGGAAGCUCCAGGGCUGCUGGACAGAGGCCACCAAUGCGCGCGCUCUGUCCGACAGCACAUACGCUGACGACGAUAUGACUCUCGAAUCGUGUGCUGCAUUCUGUAAACUCUCCACUUACUUUGGUGUAGAGUAUGGACGUGAAUGCUACUGCGGCACGAAACUCAACGAAGGCUCUGUCAAGGCCGAACAGGAAGACUGCUCCUUUACCUGCCCAGGUGACGAUUCCGAAUAUUGCGGCGCCGGGAACCGACUUGAACUGUACAUGAAGUCCCAGGAUAGCACCACCUCCUCGAGUGUAUCAAGCCUUACCACACCCACGACAAGCUCAACCUCUGCCAGCACAGCUACCGCUACUUCUGAUACUAGCGGCUCGAGCACGUCAUCUGGAAACAUGACCGCGAGCAGCGUUUCGACUACCGACUCUACUAUUUACAGCUCUGCCAUUUACAGCUCUGCCCUUGAUGGCUCCGCCCUUGACAGCUCUGAUAUUGACAGCUCUGCUAUUGACAGCUCUGCUACUGACAGCUCUGCCACCAGCACUAUUACAACUUUCAGCUCUGCCACUUCGAGCUCUGCCACCCCGAGCGCAACCACCUCGAGCGCAACCACCUCGAGCGCAACCACCUCGAGCGCAACUUCAACGCCGUCUGCCUCCACCACUGCCUCAAAGACCAGCUCCAGUACCACAACUUCUGCAAAGCCUACCUCGACUAGCCCAGUCAUCAGCGAAGGCAAUGUCAACUUCACAUACUACGGCUGCUUCUCCGAGCCCAACCAAGGUCGACUUCUGCCUAUACAAAUCUAUAACAACUCCACUGACAUGACCAUCGGAAAGUGCCUGCAAAAGUGUGACGCGGCCCAAUCAGGCUACAACUUCGCUGGCGUCGAGUACGGACAAGAGUGCUGGUGCGGCAGUACGCUGUCGCUGGACGGCGGGCAGUCUGCCAGCGAGCCUGGCAAGAAUAUCAGUGGCUCUUAUUGCAGCUUCUUGUGCCCUGGCAACAAGACUGAGUACUGUGGUGCUGGUCUCAGACUGAGCACCUACGUGCUCAAGUCGUGGCUCAAGAAGCAGAGUCAGACUACUGCGCCAAUCAGGCUCAAAUAUUAA
Beauveria bassiana ARSEF 2860 is the source of this 4737-nucleotide messenger RNA. Its product is annotated as WSC domain-containing protein. The transcript has 2 exons. NCBI's taxonomy places the organism in Eukaryota, Fungi, Ascomycota, Sordariomycetes, Hypocreales, Cordycipitaceae. The record is from RefSeq and is a predicted model, not a curated record. The coding region runs from base 1 to 4737 and encodes 1578 amino acids.